This is a messenger RNA of Prunus armeniaca (apricot), 2283 nucleotides long. The record is from the annotation of a GenBank genome assembly. NCBI's taxonomy places the organism in Eukaryota, Viridiplantae, Streptophyta, Magnoliopsida, Rosales, Rosaceae.
AUGGGUAACUUCAACCCUGCAUAUCACCUCAAUGUUACUCUCCACUAUUUGCUCUUUUUCUUCUUGGCAUCUUCGUUCCUACAAACUUGUGUGAAAUCAUGCGUCGAGGAAGAGAGGCGUGCUCUUCUCACCUUUAAACAAGAUCUUACUGAUCCCUCAGGCAGGCUUUCUUCUUGGGUCGGUCAAAAUUGCUGUUGGUGGAGAGGGAUUUUAUGCGAAAAUCACACGGGUCAUGUUGCAAAGAUGGACCUUCAGAAUCCAUAUGUACCAUCCUAUGAUAAUCAAGUAUGGGACGAGGUGACUUAUCAAUGGUCUUUCUUGGGUGGUAAGAUAAAUCCAUCAUUGCUUAGCUUGAAGCAUUUACAAUACCUUGACCUAAGCAAUAAUAAUUUUCAUGAGAUUCACAUUCCAAAGUUUUUUGGGCAGCUUAAAAGUUUGCAAUAUCUCAACCUAUCUGCUUCAUCAUUUGGGGGAGAGAUUCCCCCUUUUCUUGGUAACUUGUCAAACUUGAAUUACCUUGACCUCAGUUGGAAUAACAUGUUUUCACCAGUAUCUUCGAAAAACUUGAGCUGGCUACCUCAUCUCUCUUUCCUAAAGUACCUUAAUCUUGGAGGACAUGACCUUGGCAGCCAAGGAGUAGGUUGGCUGAAUGUUGUUAACAAGCUUCCUUCCUUAGUAGAGUUGCACUUGCGUUCUGGUCCCUUUCCCCAUGAAUUAGCAAGCUUCAAAUCUCUUGAACACCUUGAUUUAUCCUACAAUAUCCUCCAUGAUCAAAUCCCUAAAUUCGUUGGAAAUUUGUGCAACCUAAAGAUCUUAAGUCUUGCCGGCAACAAAUUUGACGGGGGCAUUCGAGAUCUUUUGACAGGUUUCACAAAUUGUACCAACAACACAUUGGAGUCACUAGAUUUAUCUUCUAAUAGAUUGGAAGGAGAAUUGCCUGCAACCUUAGGGAUGCUACACAAUUUAGAGUAUCUUGGACUCCAUCAUAACUACAUGAAUGGGUCCAUUCCUGAAAGUCUGGGACAUCUCUCUAAGCUAGCUCACCUGGAUCUGUCUUGGAAUUCAUGGCAAGGCAUUUUAACAGAAUCCCAUUUCAUCAAUCUCACAAGAUUAGUAUACCUUAUAGUAAUCAUGGGCAACCUCUGUCCCUCAGUUUUAAUGUGGCUUAUGAUUGGAUUCCUCCUUUCAACGCUUGACAGAAUUUCCAUUGAGAACUGUCAAGUAGAGAAUCAUUUGAAUGGUACUAUUCCACCUUCUAUUUGCAACAUAGAAGGUCUUUCAAUCCUUUCCCUGAGGAGCAAUCAGUUGCAUGGAGAAUUCCCUCAAGCAUGGAGUUUGUGGAGCAGAAUGUAUGUUGUGGAUGUUGCCAACAACGGUCUUUCUGGUAAUAUCCCCAGUUCAAUGGGUAUCCCAAGUUCUCUUCUUAUAUUAAAGAUGAAUGACAACAAUUUUCGAGGAGAAAUUCCUUCUUCCUUGAAAAAUUCUUCUUUUGUGAUGGGCAUUGAUCUUGGAGGCAACCAACUCACUGGAAAUGUACCUUCAUGGACAGAUUCAAACAUGCCCCAGUUGUCAAUGCUACGAUUGCGAUCCAACUCUUUAAGUGGACAUAUCCCCCGUCAGUUGUGCUAUCUUCCCUCCCUUCAUAUCCUAGACCUUGGCCGCAACAACUUUUCAGGGACAAUUCCAGACUGUUUGAACAAUAUGACAUGUCUCCUCUAUGAUGAUCUCACCAAUAAUGAAAAUAUGUCAGAAAUUUAUGAAGCUCAUACGACCAUGACGUCGAAAGGCCAAGAUCUUGACUACUACAAGACUUUGGAUUUGGUAUAUAGCAUUGAUCUCUCAUCAAAUAAUUUAGAAGGACAAAUUCCCCAAAGCAUUUCAUCUCUAACCUUCUUGUCUCAUUUAAAUUUAUCUUUUAACAAUUUGAGUGGAAGAAUUCCUUCGGGCAGCCAACUCCAAGUGCUCGAGAAUAAUUCGUCCAUUUACAAAGGCAAUCCAUCAUUGUGUGGGGUUCCUCCUUCAACUAAGUGCCCGGGAGAUGACAGCAUUACUCCUAACAAGGAUCCAGAAGACAAGAAUGAAGAUGAUGAGGAUGAUAAAGGAGUGGUUUGGUUCUACGUGAGCUUGGGACUUGGCUUCAUUGUUGGCUUUUGGGGUGUUUGUGGAACAUUAGUCUUAAAGACAUCAUGGAGGUAUGCCUAUUUUCGAUUCUUUGACGGUGUAAAAGAUAAAGUGGCAUUAGCAAUUGCAUUGAAAGUGGCUCGUUUGCAAAGGAAAUCUUGA